UUGUACGAUUAUACCCCGAGUUUGCCUCUUGCUGUGGUUGCCGUGACUCUUUUCUCCGCACUUGGAGCUGUUCUGUGUUUUCGAAUGACCCAAACGAAGACCUGGUCUAGCAUAUUUUUCGUUCUAGGAGCCAUAGCACAACUUUCAGGCUAUGUAGCCCGGAUAUUCUCCACACAAAAUGUCUGCAACCGCGGAGCAUACGGCGUUCAAUCCGUUCUUUUAUUACUAGGACCGACCUUGAUCAUGUUCUCCGUCAAUAUGACACAGACAAAGUUUGCUCGUGUUCUACAUGCAGAGAAGCUUUGCUUCAUUCCAAUACAUUGGCAGCCAUGGCUGUACAUGAGCAUCAAUAUUAUUUUGACCAUCCUCCAACUUAUUGGAGGUAUCAUGACAGUGGCAUCCACUUCGAUGACAACAUUAGCGGCGGGUGGUAAAAUGACAAUCGCCAUCUAUGUUAUCCAGACGGUCCUCUGGAUGCUAGUCUUCUCCGAUAAUAUUUGCAUGACUAUUCGCCUCCACAAUCAGCCAACAGAAUCCAGUAAGAAAUCACUGGCGAACUGGAAAUUAUGGAAUCAAUUAUUUGGUCUCUCGACAAGCAUCAUCGGACUUGGACGUAAUGUGAUGCGUCUCACGAUGGCUGGUGGUGUUGCCUUUCUCAUCGAAUCUGAAUGGCCAUCUUAUGUCUUUGAUGGCUACCAAAUGAUAAUUAUCUUGACUGCUUGGGCGAUCUGGUAUUUACCAGAGAAGUGUGAGGCUAUUCCAGAAGCAAGAGAUUAUAGAAGCCUUACUGCACUGGAAGAUAUAAGAAAUACUAGUAGCUCGGUUUAA
Messenger RNA from Penicillium malachiteum, 828 nucleotides. RefSeq lists its product as uncharacterized. Gene Ontology annotation, cellular component: membrane. The transcript has 2 exons. Lineage: Eukaryota; Fungi; Ascomycota; Eurotiomycetes; Eurotiales; Aspergillaceae. The record is from RefSeq and is a predicted model, not a curated record.